This is a messenger RNA of Monopterus albus (swamp eel), 2064 nucleotides long. It is a transcript of the gene agpat5, whose product is annotated as 1-acylglycerol-3-phosphate O-acyltransferase 5 (lysophosphatidic acid acyltransferase, epsilon). Gene Ontology annotation, molecular function: acyltransferase activity. The record is from RefSeq and is a predicted model, not a curated record. Gene Ontology annotation, biological process: phosphatidylinositol acyl-chain remodeling. Bases 646 to 1737 code for a protein of 363 amino acids. NCBI's taxonomy places the organism in Eukaryota, Metazoa, Chordata, Actinopteri, Synbranchiformes, Synbranchidae. Gene Ontology annotation, cellular component: endoplasmic reticulum; endomembrane system; mitochondrion. The transcript is spliced from 8 exons.
UCGACCAAUCAGCUUCGUCGAUGUUACAGAGUGUUAUGACGUAGGACGCAUGUGUGACAUUUGCUGCAAGAAGCUAAGUGAGCGAACAGCUAGACUGAAGAAGAUGAACCGGAGAGAGAAAUAGAAAAUACUUUGUGUUUUAAUAACUGAGCUGACGUUACGGUCAGGCUUUGCUCUCGUACACAUUAGAGGGGAGAGUUUAUAUCAAAUGUGGUGUUAGAAAAACUUUUUGUCUGCUAAGUAGUUGUCUGACGUUUUAUCUGAACUUGUAAUAAGUUAAACUGAAUGUACGGAGUUCUGGUCGAGGUCGACUUGUUUUGUUUUUCUGAAAAACUGAUAUAAAUCAGAAAACUGCAGUCAGUUAGCCGUUUUUAUUGCACUAUAGGUGGAUGCCUUAAGCUGGCUUGACUCUGCGUUUUGCACACAAGGUUAAAAUUAGCUUUAGCCAUCUGACUCUUUGCAGCUGUAUCACUUUCUUAUGCUGACUUGUCUAGACAGGUGUGCUGAAUGUAGGCCAGGUGUGAUGUGAGCUAGUUAGGACACACUGUCUGUAACUUUAUCACACUACCGGCAGAGUAUAGUACCAAGUCCUAAAGUCUACUUCAGGGAUUUUUUUGUUAUUUUAGUCGAGUCUAAAGUGGGAUCAUGCUGCUCUCCUUGGUUGUGCACACAUACUCGCUGAGGUACUGGUUUCCAGCCACGAUCAUGCUGGGGACAGCUCCAGUUUACCUGCUGGUAUGGGGGGUUUGGCGCUUGCUUUCAACUGCCUUACCAGCUAGAGUCUAUCACACGUUGGAUGACCGACUAUACUGCAUCUACCAGAGUAUGGUCCUCUUCUUCUUUGAACAUUACACAGGAGUUGAGGUUGUUAUAUAUGGGGAUAUACCAAAGAACAAAGAGAACGUGGUCUACCUGUCUAACCAUCAGUCUACAGUUGACUGGAUCAUUGCUGACAUGCUCGCCAUCAGGCAGAGUGCUCUCGGUCAUGUCAGAUACGUCCUUAAAGAUGGACUCAAGUGGCUCCCACUUUACGGAUGGUAUUUCUCUCAGCAUGGAGGAAUGUAUGUGAAACGAAGUGCAAAGUUUAACGAAACAGCAAUGAAGAAGAAGCUUCUCGCUCAGACUGGAGCACCGAUGUACCUUGUCAUCUUCCCAGAGGGAACUCGGUAUAAUCCAGAGCUCAAGAAUGUUAUGGCUGACAGUCGGGCUUUUGCUGCAAAAGAAGGACUUGCUGUUCUGAAGCACACGCUUACACCAAGAAUGAAAGCAUCACACAUAGCAAUCGAGACCAUGAAGGGCCACCUGGACGCUGUGUAUGACAUCACUGUAGCUUACGAGGGAACGCUGGACACCUCCGGUCAAAGAAGAAAUGCACCAUCAAUGCCAGAAUUCCUGUGCAAAGAAUGUCCCCGAGUCCACAUACACUUCGACCGUGUGGACAUAAAGGAAAUUCCUCCAGAGCCAGCAGUUUUCCGCAAGUGGCUACAUGGUCGGUUUGAAAUCAAGGACCGGCUGCUGACGGAUUUCUACGAGUCAGAGGAUGCAGACAAAAUAUGCAGGUUCCCCGGUGAAGGCAAACGCUCUCCGCUGAACCUCUCCAAAACCCUCCCAUCAAUGAUGAUCUUGGGGGGACUGACACUGCCGUUACUGCUGACAGAGAAUGGCAGGAGGCUGUACCUGAACACCUGGGUGUACGGGACACUGCUGGGCUGGCUGUGGGUGAAUGUCUUUCCUUAACGAAUAGGCUGAGAUGCACAAAAGACAAAGAGGCAGUGCCGUUUUCCUGUAUUACAACAAUAAGGUGUGUUCUAGAUGCAAAGCAGUAUCUGAGAAGAGGCUCAGAGGUUGAUGCCCUUUCUGGCUCACUGCUGACCUUAAGCUGAAAGGUGAACAGGGGCACAGAGAAAUGUUAAUCCUUGUGUGCUACAUGUCCCUUGCCUUAUUUGGAGUUGCAGCCUGAAAUUAUGCAAAAAAGAGUGGAUUUUUUGAAAAGUGUUAGUUUUCUUAAAAAUAAAACUACCCCUCGAUCUAUCUAUGAAAUAAAAACGGCUACGUUUCUAUAAA